Molecule: messenger RNA, 17387 nt
Organism: Porites evermanni
Lineage: Eukaryota; Metazoa; Cnidaria; Anthozoa; Scleractinia; Poritidae
Source: the annotation of a GenBank genome assembly
AUGUUUGGCUUUGAAGGAAAUUUCCUUGAAGAGAUUGCAUUGAAGGGUAACCCUCGUUCGUUGGCUUUUACCGAGUCAGGUGACCUCCUUGUCUGUGCUUUACUGGAGGUGUUGAGCAGGAGAAUUUUCCUCUUUACUGAAAAUGGUCAGUUUAUCAGUUACAUCGGCGGUGAACACAUAAAGAGACCGUACUACGUAUCUGUUUCCAGUGAUGGUCGCAUUAUCACAAGUGACUCUGAUGACAAGAGAAUCAAAGUUCUUACGGCUGAUGGGAAAAACUUAUUUCAGUCGUUUAAAGCCCCAGGUUGUGAUGAAACCCCGGACUGUGUCGUUUAUCACCAGGACAAAUUCUUUGCUUCCUUUUAUUCUGCUUGUCGUGUCACGGUAUUUAACAACGCAGGGGAGUAUCUACAUGACAUUGGAAGCGAGGGAUCUGGUGACGGGCAGUUCUCGAAUACCUCUGGUCUCGCUAUUGACAAGUUUAACCGUUUGAUCGUUUGCGAUACGGGAAACAGAAGACUUCAACUUUUCUCUCUUGAUGGAAAGUAUAUCACUCAGAUAGCUAGGAGGUUUUUUGAGGGUGGCUACCCUCGCUAUGCUGUCAUCUCCAAUACUGGACAUUUGUUUGUUGCUGAUUCACGGCGACACUGUGUGCUGGUUUUCCAUUAGCACUGUAAGCGAGCAAGUGUGUUUAUGGAAGUGACACGGUAUUUUUUAUAUUUAUGAACCAUUUCAGAUCAUUUUGAAACAGUACCUUUUGACAUGCUGGCAAAUAAUAACUACCAUACAUUGUCUCGCUUUUGUUGUUUGAAAGACACGCUUCUUACGGACCUUACGAGAAACGACUGUUUAGAAAGAAAGGCAAGAUCAAAUAGCCAUUACCUUGCGAGCAGAGGUUUCUCUCUUGCAUGGCUUAAAGCGUUUACGAAGUCGUUCCCAUCGUGUGUCAGUCAAGUACAGUCAACUCUCGCCUCGCGGACGCCCCGCCGCAGAUAAUACUGACAGCAGCUAAAUCCCAGGCAAAAGCAAAUUGCAGACGUUUGACUUAAAUAAACUCUAGCUAAAUGAGGGCACCAACUCGAGGUCCUCACAGUGUCCGCAAUAAUGGGAGUUGACUGUAGUUGUUUUUGUUGUUGUUUUUGUUUUUCAUUAAACGCCCCAGGAGUAUAAAACAAACCAACAACGCGACUAACAAGAGAUGCGAACGACUCCAUAAAGUAAUGCUAAACCCCGUGCAAGAGGCAAACUUUAACUUGCAAGGGAAAUACCCAUUCACGGGUACAACGUUUGGUUAUUGCAAGGUGGCAAUGAUAUUUUUUCUUAUUUUUAUAAACACGUAAAAUUGUUGUAUUUUAUUAACGGGGAACUCAUUAAUUCAGUAUUUAGAAGUUUAGAUUCUAGCUUUCUGUGAAUUUAUAUAUUACCGUUUUUUUGUUACUGAGAUAUGGCACUUUGUACUCUUGCCAAAAAAAACUAAGUGUUUGUUUUAGCGAGGUAUCCAUCUAAUUUAGAUGCAAGGUUAAGAGAGAGAUUGUUCAUUGCCCAAUAUACAUCCGGCAAUAGCUUGAUUCUAGAAAUUAUUUAUAUUAGUUUGGUGUACCAUUAUUCUAAAAAAAGGUAAUUGUUUUUCAUGUAUUGCGUGUUUGCUUAAAAUGUGGAAGAACAUGGAGCGAGCAGGUUAUUACCUUAAUGAGGUAGGAAUUUGCCUACUUCCCCAGGGGCCCGGUUGCAUAAAACCUGCACUUACUCACUUACGAAUCCGUCAUGGGUACACUUACGGGUGUUCCAUGGAAUGCACUUAAUAGAACUUCCGUAAGUUCCUGUUUUACGAGGUAACGCACACUUAAGAGCACAUGUAACUUUGUUAUAGUACUUUGAAUAACUGUAUUUUUUUUCAGUUAACCAUCGGUGAGUGUAAAGUAAGCGUUUAGUCGUUUCGAACAAUUUGAAGGCUCUCAUUGAAAUCAUGUUUGCAUGCCAUCAUUGUUUAACUUCAAUAUCCACUCGAAAUCACGGUUUGUUGUUCUUGUAUGCAGUGUACAGCAGAGGUUAAGAAAAUGAACGGAUUAGAACAGAAUUACGUAAAAAAAAUUUUUUUUUUACUUGUCAGUAAAAGAUCUCGUUAACCGUUGGAAAAAACAGUUUACGGUACGGGACCUACAUAGGUCAAGUAAAUUUACGUGUCAUUUUUACACCCGCAAUUUCUGUUGCAUAAACCACACGUAAGCGACCAUUUAGGAAAAUCGUAAGUGGAGUCUCUUAAGUAAAUUCACGUAAGUUAUGAGUACACGUACGAUACCUUGACUCCUUUGACAGAUAUUGGGCAUAGAUUUUAAUAAGCUCGAUUUUCGUCGCGGAGCGCGGGCUCAUUUUCCGGCUGGUAAUGAAGCCUAAGAUUUUUACCACGUGCAUGCGGGUAUGAAAUAGAAGCUCGGUAAGGGUUUUUGCUUUCUGUGGUAACUUCACGAACUCCGGCGUGUCGCAGAGGACUCUUAUAAUUAGAGACAGUUCUAACUUUGUGUUGUAUUCUACGUGAACUGUUAUUGAUACAUCGUUGUCAGCUAGCUGUAAACAUCUGAAGAUUUCUCGAUGUCUUUUAGAUGGAACUGUAGGACCGAACCAAGGUUUUCGGUGACAACAACCUUAAUUACAGUGAAGCUGUAUUGCGUAAACUCAAUACCCUGUGAGGCAGGCGCAAAAAGCCUCGGGAGGGGAAGAGGAAGAGAAACGCGAAAGGAAAACGGGAUGCUCUUCCCCAAUCCCCUUCUCCUUCUCCAAUUUGUCCCUAUUCCCUCUCCUUUCAACGCUAGCUACGCAGGCCUAAACCCAACAAGUCCAUUAUAUAGCUGGACGCCUUAUCUAUUAGCAGGUAGGGAUUCCAUUGUGUUUCACACUGUUAUUUAUCGAUCUGGAAUAAAAUAAACCUGUAAUAGUGGACAUAUCUAUUCAGCGGAUACUAGCGACAAAAUCAUGUUUUUCUUUUGCAAAUUCAGUCGCUGGUGAUGACGAUUUUGGCUCGAGUCACAAAUUAUAACUCAUCUUUUUUGCAACUUAUUGUAACUAACCCUUAUUUAUUUAUCUAUUUAUUUAUUUGUGUCGUGUGCAGAACGCGCUGGGAGCAGUAACAAAAUCAGCAGGUUAGUGAUAGAAUAAUAUACUAUUAAACAAAAUACACGAUAAAUGUUCCCGUCCAUGUGAUCUUAUAUUGGGUCCAUACAUUUUGAUUAAACGUGUCUUCUUCAUAAAGCAGAAGACAGGUAUGAAGACAUCUUUAACUAAUUUUUACAUUGUUUCCGUCUUACAGUAAAAGAGGCAAGACUAAAGGAAACCAAGCACGUCAGAAAUGUUAAAUUCAGAGAAACUCAAGGUACACUAAUCUCAUUUAACUUUUGUUAGGAAAAACAGCAAUUGUUAGAUUAUUUAACUAAUAUUUAACCGAAGAGUAUUCCUCUAUUUUGAAUCAACUAGAAUAUAAAGAGCUAACAAUUUGAGAAUGUUUUUUAAAUUGAGCACUUGCGAUGAACCCCAUUAAACCUGUAUUAUUGGUAAGGGGUUUCAUGGAAGAGGCAAAACAGAAGUUUUCAGCUGCGGAAUACUUACGAAUAAAAUACCUUCAGCGCAUGGGCGAGAAGUAAUUUUUUAUUUAACCAUUUUGAAAGAAAGACGUACUUUCAUUAGCUUGAUCUGAGUUGUACUGCUAUUUGGGGGCUAAUGCAUGAGCCAGGUAGUCUUGCUUUGCUGAGGUGAAUUUUGUUAUUACACCAUCUCGAUACUGGCCUGUGUAUCAGGCGUUUAUGGGAGGCGAAAAGGAGAAGAGAAGCGAAAAAAAAUCAGCCUUUAAGGGUCCUUUUCUCUGGCCAAACAGGUUAUUGUAUUUGACAAUUGCACUUCCGUGCACGUAAUAAAUGUCUUAGAUGCAAUCGUAAAUCCAAGAGACUUCAGAAUAACACUUUGUUCCUAUGAGUCUUGCUCAGUAGCAUAAACAGUCAAACGCAGGGGAAUACUCAGUCAUAAUCUGUCGGUGAGUCCUAUCUUUUGUUAUUUUCUUUAUCUAGGUAUACUUUGAAGAUAAUUCAAGAGACUUACAAGUGCUGAGACAUGACAAGGAUCUACAUCCCACUAGAAUACAACUUCACUCGAAAAAUGUCCCUGAAUACCUCGGUGAGUUAUUUAGCUGGAGCUAAUGCAUACCGUUUAAAUAAAAAUCAUUCUCAAACCCUAUUAAGAGCGCCUGUCUGUAAAAAUCAGACAAAUUCAAAAUUUCGCGGCAAGGGUGGAAAAUUCGAUUUCUUUCAUAUUUUAAUGUUACAUAGGCUAGGGUAUUACUAAAAUCACUGUAUAGUUCUUUCGGUGAAAUAUCCUUUUAUUUCAGAGAUAAAUGCAAAUAAGCAAAAUCCGUUAAAAUCGUCAUUUGAGGCGCUCAAUUAUUACAUGGGUUUGAAAGCCUUGCGUGCAAAAACCGAUUACUCUACCGUCUUUAAAACAUCACAGCCUUCUUUUACAACUUCUAAAUAUCUGUUAAAAUGAUUUGGGGAGAUAGUGCUCUGUUCUUUGUAUACAAUAUAAUUUAAUUUCGAAGGCAUACAAUUUACUUCAGUAAAAGUAAUGCGUGAAAAAACGUAAUUUUCACCAUGUGCGAAACCUUCAAAUUGAUUGAGCUGCUGGUGGUUGAAUGUUAGAAGGAUGGUCUACAGGUUCCUGUAAAAAUGUCUUUGGGCAAAUGAUUAAUAGCGACGCGAGAGCUUUACAAAAUCUGUUAAAAAUGCAGAUAUUUGACCUUCCGUGGCCGAACUUUGAAGUUGCGAGUCGGACAAAAUUUCGUCCCGUCACUUGUCUAAACUCGCAGUAGAUUAUAAUAAACGGAUAGGAAACCCUUUUGAUAUGUUCUUACCUUAAAAUCUGCUGUAAAAGACGAGUCAAAAGGCCAUUUUAGCCCGAUUAUUGAGUCGUUUGAUCUUUGUCUUGUAACGUGUAAUUGUACACCGCGCAACUGUCAACGUAUUCACAAGACAAAUACAAUUAUUUGAUCAACUUUCGGGGCUUUUCAUUACGACUUCAUCUUUUCGACGGCUCAAUCAUUUGUUAAACAUUGCUUAGAAUGUAGUAUCUGAAAAUAUUACCGCGCAGAUACUACAUCUGACUGCUACAACAGAAUGACACAGAAAUGCCGGUGCUCACAUCUUGAAUUGCAGGCAGCCGUUUGUAAGUCACGCAAUCCAAUUUAGCGGGGUGGAGAAGGGUGAAGUAGCAAACAGCCACAACGAGAACAACAGCAAUAAUUAAGGCUGAUCACUAUACUGGAUAACUUUUCGUGCAGACACAAAAAGCUAUCCGGUAAAGUAUGAACACCUAUCCGGUAUGUGACUCUCCUGUUUAGAGAUCGGCGCGUCGCAGCUUUGCGUUUCCCCCGGGGGGAGGGGGGGAGGUACUGCCUUAUAAGAGGCUAAUGGGGAUGUGCCGCAGGAUGGGGUUGCAUUUUUACGACUGGAUUGACCAUAAUGGGGUCGCAUUUUCAAUAGAGUUACUAGAAUGGGGUCACACAUUUUCGGAUUUUUGGGGGUAAGACUGUUCGUCAUAUUUACGGUUAGCAAACGUACCAGAAUGUUUUUACUGCAGACGGAAAGUAAAGUGGUCUCAUUCAAUCUAAAAAAAUGGGUCAAUUCAUGAAAAUAGAAAGUGAAAGUGAAAGUUGGGAUGGCGAAAAUUACAUAUUUGCUCAAAAGUGACUAAGAUGGGGUCUAUAAUUGGCCACAAUGGGGUAGGGGCUCUGAGAGGCCAGCGGCACAUACCCAGCAAAAAUUGACCCAAGUAACCCCCCGGGGCUUUUUCGGACCGAAAUCACCCUUCUUUGCGUGAACAGAAGCCCUAUCGGGUAUGCUUUCUUUUUGUGCCUGCACAAAAGCUCUCCGGUAUAGGAGUGAUUGAAGACAAUCUAUAGCUUAAGAUAGUGAUACCCUUAGACACGGUCUUUCCCUGUUAAGAUCCAAAUACUGGUCAUUUUGUUUAUUCACAAUUUUGGUCGUCAGCUCGCAGACUGGGUGACUUUAUUAAACGGUAUCAGGACCGUUAUCAGCGCCAUAACCUGCCGAUAGAAGCCGUACUUGGAGUUGUUAAAGAAUUUAGUACAAGUCUGCAGCUGCAAUUCUGUAGAACAAACUCUAACAUAAGCAUGCAUGCAGUCACAGUCUAGGGACCUCUGACAUUAAGGUCAUUUCCCAACCCUUCUCUUAGAAUCAUAGUAGUGGUGAUGUUACGAGACAGCUCUUUAAAACUUCGUUAUAUUUUGCAAGCUAUGUAACUACCGUAUUUCCUCGAACAAGCGCCCCAGCUCGGCUAAAAGGAGAGGUGUUUAUACUGGAAGAAGGGCGCUUAAUAAGGGAGGCACUUGUUAACUUUUCCUUUCAACAAACGGUAUUUCUAUUUUGUAUAAAUGCAUCUUAACGCGUUUGGUGGCCUGUCCUGUGCGUUCAUUUUAACUCUUUUUGAUUUAACCUAUUACGUAUCUGUGUACCGUAUUUCCUCGGUAAGGGCCCAUGCUCUAAUAAGCGCCUGUCCCCGAAUAAGCGCUCACCCCGUUGGUCAUAAUAUCAAACAAGCGCCCCUAUCGAAUAAGCGCCCUCCCUCUACUCCUCAUAACUUUUUUAAAUAGUAGGAAUACAAGAGGAAUGGGACGGUCUGCUUAUUGAUGACGAGGAUAAUCUCGAAGAUAAAGAGCAAAGUGAUAGCACGUAAAUAGCGCGCGCACCGUGAAAGAUCGUGACGUCAUUACUACAAACUCUCUUGCAAACACAACUCUAGGCUGAUUUAGCAACAGAAAGGGAGCGUCAGUUGACGACGGCGCGCGCAAAUCAAACAACAGAGCGGCACAUUGGCAACGAAAGUCGCGUUUAGUCCUUUCCGCGCGCUUUCCCGUCGUCAACUGACGUUCGCGUUCUGUUGCUAAAUCAGCCCAUCCAAAAGUCGGGUUUGCAUGAGCUGUGACGUCACCAUCUUUUGCAGUGCGCGCGCUAUUCACGCAAUCCCCGGCGGGGGGGGGGGGGGGGGGGGUACUUCUAGAAAAACUGGGCGGGGUUGUGCGGCACGCCUCCUGAAACCUUUACCCUAUUUCAGACCAAAAUCUGAGAUUUUUCCUACCCUAUUUCAGACCUGAUCCUUAAAUCAAUACCCUAUUUCAGACCUGCCUUAUAAUCAGUUCCCUAGGUCAGACCAAUGUUAAAGGCAAUGUUGAUACGCUUUGAUUAAGUAGGAUACAAAACUGUACUGUUACGGAACUUACCCGGUUGGCCUAAAACCCAAAGGGAAAUGGUCUUAUCGCCUAAUUAUGAAGAAGUAGCUUCUUCUAAAAAAACAUACCCAGACCAAACUGGUCGAAAUUGAUACCCUUUUUUAGACCAAAAAAGAUAAAAAAACAUACUCUUUGGCGACGCACACACCUAUAUAGCAGAUAUAAGGGAUUACCCCCCCCACCCUCCCGGGCCACAAUCACUAUACAUUUGUGUAAAGUGUUUAAUGGGACUUCGGUACUCUUGUUUAUAACAACCACUGUUUUAACGAAUAAAAGGCACAUGUCUCGAAGAAUCUGUACAGAAAACUUUCAUAACCUUUUUAUACAAAACAAGAACUGAUUACGCUCACAAAAAUUCGUGUACAACAGGUCGCAACUAGCAGCAUAUCCCUUUUGAUUACCGCCUGCAACAAUGAUUCUUGCUUCUUUUUCAUUUUUGAAACCCUGUUCGCAAAUGAGACACGCGAGUUGUUAGUGUAACCAAUAACGUUAAUUUAUAACGUUCGCGAAAUAAGAUGACCCAACGAAGGAUACCUGUCAAAAUAAAAGGAACAGAGGAUUUUGUCGCCUGACAAAAAGCUCUAGGCAUCUUUCAAGUUUUGGUAAUUACAAAAUUUUCCAAUUUUUUGCAAAGGCCAAACUCUUUUUUUUGUCGCAGUGCGAACAGGUUUAGUUUUUUGUCGAUGUUUAUUAUGAUGUCGUAACUAACAACAGCGCUAGAUUGUAGAGUGCCAGAGUGGUUACAGUAGAAACUAGACUUUAGCAAAUAUGAAGCAAGCAAGAAAGAAGAAAAAGGCCAUUGGCACGAUGACACCAUUUUACUGCUACGACCAGAAUCCUCAGGGUUUCGCUUUCUUGUAUAAAUCAGGACUUUUGAUCUUGCUGGGAUUACUAAAUUUAAAAAAAAUAUAUGAAAGUAAAAUACGAAAAGGAUUCUGGUCGUAGUAGUAAAGUAACGCCAUCGUGCAAAUGCGUAGUAUUCGUUGAUAAAUCGGCUUUAAAAAAACUCUUUAGUCGUGUAUAAAGGGUUUCCAGGUGUACUACAUGUACUUUCAAGCACCACCACUCCUCCCCCGUGAAAAUGCACAUGACAGUAUUGCGUGACGAGCAGCGUCGACAUUAUUGUGCCGUUGUAGCACCGGUCAGAUAUAUACUUUCUUGCAGUGUAAAGCAUUGUUUAACAAACGGCUAAGCCGUCGAAGAAGAUGCAAUCGUGAUAAAAUUCGCCUAAAACUGAUCAAAGAUUGGUAUUCGACCUUUGAAGACGUCGAAAGUUGACGCGGUGUGUCGGGUGUGAGGUGUAAAUUGCAGACGUUACAAACCAGAGGUCAAGCGACGAACGACCGGAAAAUGGUGCUAAAAUCAUCUUUGGACCGGUUCUUUACUGCUCAUAAUAAGGUAAAAACAUUUCGAAACGGCUUUCUAUCUGCUUAUUUUAACUUAAUGUGGGUUUAGACAAGAGAAGGGACUAAAUUUAUGUCCGACUCGCAACUUCAAAGUUGACCACGGAAGGUCAAAUACCUGGAUUUUUAACAGAUUUUGUAAAGCUCUCGCGUCGCUAUUAAUCAUUUGCCCAAAGACAUUUUUACAGGAAUCUGUAGACCAUCCUUCUAACAUUCAACCACCAGCAGCUUAAUCGAUUUGAAGGUUUCGCACAUGGUGAAAAUUACGUUUAUUCACGCAUUACUUUUACUGAAGUAAAUUGUAUGCCUUCGAAAUUAAAUUAUAUUGUAUACAAAGAACAGAGCACUAUCUCCCCAAAUCAUUUUAACAGAUAUUUAGAAGUUGUAAAAGAAGACUGUGAUGUUUUAAAGACGGGAGAGUUAUCGGUUUUUGCACGCGAGGCUUUCAAACCCAUGUAAUAAUUGAGUGCCUCAAAUGACGAUUUUAACGGAUUUUGCUUAUUUGCAUUUAUCUCUGAAAUAAAAGGAUAUUUCACCAAAAAAACCAUACAGUGAUUUUAGUUAUACCCUAGCCUAUCUAACAUUAAAAUAUGAAAGAAAUCGAAUUUUCCACCCUUGCCGCGAUAUGUUUGAUUUUUACGGACAGGCGCUCUUAAAGACAAAACAAAACAUAUCUUUUGUUAAUCCUAACUUCAUUUCUUUUCGAUCAGUUCCAGCGACUCUUAAACCAUCCAUGGCAAAGUUGUCAGGAAAGAGAAGACGCCCACACGUUAUCUCCUCAGAAAAAAACUCCGCUCACAAUACAUUUGGCAAGGUUAAUAACGAAUAAGUAAAACAUAUGUUAGUAUAUAAAUAUAGUUUAAAUACUUUGCAAACAGGGAUUCUGUAUGCUCAAGUAACUCAACAAUAGGGUAAUUGACUAUUUCACCUAGACCCGAUAAUGCACCUUGUUUAUCCCCCAAAAUGUUGCAUAACCAUUGUCUUGGAUUUCUCUUGGGAUGUCUGUAAUACCCAGGAGAAAUUGGAAACAUUCGUUCUGUAAAAUGUUGUUGGAUAAACAAGGUGCAUUAUGUUAUCUUAUCUUGUUGACCGUCCUCAAGGCAUAUAGUGUUGGACAAUUUCUUCUCAGCCUCUUCGAUUAUCUUGUGGAGUCCCUCAAGGCUCUGGACAGGUGUUAAAUUUCUCUCUAUAUUUCUCCAUUGGAGGAUGUAAUUACGGCUCACGGCUUAAAUUUAAUGACCUUUGCCGAUGAUUUGUAGCUUUACAUUAUUAUGAGACAAAGUAAUCUUGCUACAGCAUUACAGGAUCUUACGCUUUGCAUCCAAGAUAUCAUGUCCUGCUCUCACAGGCUUAAAUGUAACCCAAAGAAGACUGAAAUCAUUCACUGCUCCUCGCUUUUUUCACCGGCCGAACCAGUUCCUUCUAUCAAGGUUGGAGAUUGUUCAAUUUCGCUGAGUAAUGAAGUCAAGGACCUUGGGGGUCACACUUGACCGCCAUCUCACUUUUAAAACUCACAUCAACAACAUUUGUCGCUCCACCUCACCUUCUACUCAUCUCAUCGGAAAAAUUAGGAACCUUCUAUCUAGAUCUACUACGGAACGUCGUAUUCACGCAUUUGUCUCCUCAAAACGGAUUAAUACAACAGCAUUCUUUACGGCCUACCCUCCCACGAGCUAUAGAAUUUACAACGGUUGCAAAAUACAGCCGCAAGGCUAACUGUUAGAGCAAAAAAGUCGGCUCACAUUACUCCAAUCUUAAAGAGUUUGCACUAACUCCAAAUUAAAAUAAAGAAUUAAUUUUAAGAUUCUGUUGGUCACGUACAAAAUCCUCCAUGGCUUUGCUCUUGUUUAAAUGAGCUCCUAUUUAACUACACUCCUCACUGUUUAAUACGGUCGAGCAGCUUAAACUGCUGUCUAUUCCAAAGAUUAGAACGGUUACCGAUGGCGACAGAUCAUUCUCUUUAGAGAUCAUCAAGCCCUCGUAUAUGAAAAUAAAAACCGGAAGGGUUUUAUUGACCACAAGCGUGAUGUCAAAUUGUCCAAAACAUAAAGGUAAAAACCUGAAAAACCUCAUUGGGCGGGCUACUUUAGAUUCACUCUGGAGACAAAUAUGCGCCUGUUUUAGUUACUUGAAACUGUCAGAUGAGUCUUUCGCAUUAAUUCAACUUUGUUGACAUCUAUAUCGGACACCUCUCUUAUAAGGACACCCUUAAUUUGCUGUCCGUAUCACAGAGAUCCAACAGUACUUGGCGUCUUACCCGGGGGGGGGAGGGGGGGCACUUUAAGAAUUUCUGGGCGGGGAUGUGCCGCUGGGAGCCUGGAACCCUUAACCUUUACUAGAGCUAGUUCAGCUGAAUUUUGCUACCCUAUACUAGAGUAAACUCUCCAAAUCCCCCCUAUCCUAGAGUAGCUGUGUACCUAGUCUAGAUAAAAUCUUCAACCAACUGAUCAGUUUCCUGAAAAAUGAUACCCUAUUCUAGAGCCAAACGCUCUGAUUUAUAUACCCUAUCCUAACUAUAUAGCCCCUAACGCCUAGAUUUAUAGUCCCUUGCCGUGUAUAAACGUCUUAGAAACCAAGCCCCUUACAGCCGCACAUAUCCUUAUAGCCCAUUUAUGGCAGCUCCCCCCCCCCCCCCCCCCCCGGGGCGUCUUACAAUUCAAGUAUCCUCUUUUAAUUGAUUACUUGUAAUAAUAAAAACUUCUUGAUCUUUUUUUUGAAAUUGUUUUGCCUCAGAAACGAAAGUUGGAUCCAUUGAACAGCUUCAAGUAGCACUGACAAACAUCAGCACAAGGGAAAUAAGGUGAGAACAUUCUUUGGCCUUUUUGCGCGCCCACAAUCACUUCAGCUUUCUUUAUUUUUAACCCAGGUUACAAUUUACCAUUCAGAUUUUUUUUAUCACAUCACUCGGAAUGCUUGUUUCAUUGCUUUUCCUUGCAUGCUGAUGCAAAUUCACUGGACUUCACAGAGAAAUUAUAGCGCUAAAUUUAUAACGCUAAUCAGUCUCUCGGGAACCGUUACCUGAUCUGCAGAGCGGGGUGUCGCUAGUGUCAUUCGCAGCCGCUGUUAAGGUCGUCAUGCAACGCUCCUACCCACUAACAUAAUAGUGGGGAGAGGCGUUGCGUGACGACCAUAAUAACGGUUGCGAAGGAGACUAGGAUGUCAUGAUUAUAUAACUUAUGGAGAAGAUAUUUCUGUUUCUUGCAAACAGCCGGACCUUUGCUUUGUUCGGUUACCUGAGAUCAGGUUCUAUGUUCAUUUCUUCGUUUGGUAAAUAACAUUUCGGCGAGAAAGGAGAACACAUAAGAAAAAAAGUAUGAGAGCCGGGUCUGAUCUCUGUUGUUUGGCUCGGAUAACCACUCGUUACAAAACGGUAUCUUCAGUUUGGGGUAAAAAAUACUUUCUUUUAGUAGUAUUCAACUACAUUGACAAUAACAGACAACCGUUUUUGAUUUUCUAUUUCUCAUGAUUUGGCUCGUUGGGGCGAGGGGGAGGGGGGGGGGGUAUGGCCUGUACGGGGUACCUUCUCCAGGCUUCAGGUAUGGUAGGGACUUCAUUAGUUGACGUUUAUGAAAGGUUAAAAAUAUCUGUCGUUUAGAUCUGUAAAAGGAAGAAAAAGGGCUAACAGGCGCAGACAGAUUUGAAGUGAUUUAUUUGUUUAGAAAAUACGGUGCAUUUACAGCAGUUGAAAGGGACGUAAGUUGUAAACUAGCUAUGUGGAAAAGGGUAUCAUUUGUCAGUAGAACGUAAACGAAAAGGGAACCUUUUCUGUCAGAAUGGUAUAUAAAAAGGAAAGGGGUUGGUCUUCGGGGUGGAGUCUCCCCGUGGAGUCUCCCUAGGUACCCCCAGGGGCUUGUGUUACUUUGAUAUGUUGUGUGUUAAUCCGUGUGUUAAUCCGAAAUAAUCCGAAAUUAGAAAAAACUGCAUUAAUUCAUCAAGACAUUUCUUGUAUUAACCCAGGGACAUAGUAAAGGAAAGAAGACUUAAUCAGUGGUUGGUAUACGUCUCUUUUCUGUAUGGGAACAGAACAUCGAUGGUCUGGUAGCCAAUCAUAACACAGAUGAAAGGAAGGAGCACGUGACGAAGCCCUAAGAACGUCUGCGUGGGGGGCUAUGGUUUGGUGACCAUCAAACGAGUCUCGUCCCACAUGUUUUCGUCCUACAUGUCUUGCCACUAAAUGACCAAAUGAAGUCAUUCGGAUUAAUGUCAGCUACUUCCCACUCUCUGCAGGCGAAAGACCUCAAAUAAUGGUGUGAAAUCAGUUAGUGCUACGGAAACUACUAAUGGAAAAAAGUGAUUUGUUAAACGUUAAUCAAAUGUAGUAGUGCUAGUGAGACCUUGUACUCAAGAAAAAUACGCGUAGAAAUCUGCUGUCGACGCAACCAGAAUCAGGCUACCGUUGAAGAUUUAUUCCUUGUUAUCGUUUAAAGAUUAAUGGAUGAGAAGAACAGUUUAACUGGACAUUGUAUAAUCGUAUGACGUUCUCAAACUGCAGAAUUAUAGAAGUAGUUUUCUGUUUUAGUCCUGCCGGCCAUUAAGAAAAAACAACGGCCUAUAGUCGGUAAACCGUGCUACCAGAUAUUUUGAGGUAAAAGUAAAGGGCCUUGUUUCAACGACGCGUGUCCAAUUUUGGAAAAUUAACAAAAUAAAAAUGGCAAGAAAUAUCGCGUUUGUUUACAUUGGCCUUUGCUUUAGACAGAGAGAUCGCUCCCAUAAAUCCUAACUUGUAAGCUGACAGCUGUUGAAGAGUAUUUUGUAACACUGGCCUUUAUUACAUGAAUUUUAAGGAGCGUACCUAUUAAUUAAAUGCAAGAGAGUGCAUGAUUGCGAGUUUAAGUUAGCCUGUGAGCAAGCUCUCCUUUUGGGGGAGUCGCGAGAAGUCACGCGAGAGCCGCACGCGAAAGGAGACGUGAGUGCGAGGGGUGGAGAAAGAAACGAAUUCUCCUUUUCCUGCUCCCCUCUCGCUCGCGCCUUCUCUUGCAACUCUCUUCGCUCGCCACUCGAAAUGGAGAGUUAAGGUUAAGCAAGAAGAUUUAAGCAAGGAAGUUUGAGCAAGAUUCCUAAUUUUUAGGUGUAAAAAUAAGACUAUCAGCUAAAUGCAAGAUACGGAGGUUUGUUUGUAAAUCCUUACAAAUGUAGUUUUUUUAUAAAUCACCAGGAGCCCAUAAAUCACGAAGGCUUUUCUGUUCAGUUCCAGCCGGUAGUUGAGUUGAAAAGCCGGAAUACUAUGCUCAAAUCCUCAAAGGUUUUGGGGGCACUCAAAUGACAACUUCGCCAAUACGAUGACGAUCCAUCUAUCCCAAGCCUUGGUAGACUGUUCACAGUCCCCUAUUUUUUUCGUGAGAUCGUUUGGGCCCCACUCACAUAUUUUAAUGACGGGGGGUCCGAGGAAUUUUUUUGGGUCUGACAUUUUGGCCAAAAGGGAUUUUUUUGGGUCUAUGAAAGACGCCGGAAUUUUUUUGGGUCGCGAGAACAACACAGGGAUUUUUUGGGGUAUUGUAUUUUUCAUCAGCUCAAAUUAACAAUAACAUAAGUGCAAUUUACUGCUUGUGUGGUAUAACGGGAUAUUUCUGAGAUUGUAAUCUAUUUGAAAAGUAAUUACCGGCACUCUACGCGCAUCUAAUCCAGAGAGAAAUAUGCAAUAGGUCACGUAAUUCAAGGCCUUUCAAGCCAGUCAUCAAGACCACAAUGGAAACACUGUAUACAAAGUAAACAUUUUAUGAAUUAGAUGUUUACCAGCUGAUAUAUAUCUAUUAUCAAAUGAUCACGUUGCUAUGUAAAAAUAAAGGCAAACUGAUUUUGUAAACUAAACUCAAACCGGGAGUCAAUGUUGUUGAGUUCCAGCAAGAGUUAAGAGGUCCAGUCAGUUGUGAUCCCAUUUUUGUUGUCUGAAGAAGUUCUCUUGAAAAUAUUAGUAACAUAACAUCAAGCUUGCCAAAGUGGUUUAUGAACCCAUACAAAGAGGUGUCGCUGACUCAGUUAUUUCAGAAGAUAAAUAAUAAAAUUUGCUGAUGCAAAACUGACUGAGGGAUUUUUUUGGGUAUGCUAAAAAAAGUAGGGAUUUUUUUGGGUAGACAAAUUCUGAAGUUGGGAUUUUUUGGGGUAUAAAAUAUGAACCUCUGUCGGACCCCCCCCGUCAUUAAAAUAUGUGAGUGGGGCCCCUGGGACCGUCUUACCGUCAAUGACGGCCAUCUUGAUUUUCAAAUGUAUCGAGGGGGCGGGCGUCGGGGUUUAUCGCUGUAGUUUUGACACUCACGCAAGAUAGGAGCCCGUAACGCAAAGCGCUCGAUCUCGUCGAUCUUACGGAAAAAUAAAGGACUUUUUCUAGAGCUUUGGAUAGAUCACGCACGUGAUUACGCUUCACCUAAGUGUAAAAAAAAAGUACCACGAGAGUCGUUGUCAUAGACAAUAACUGUUGACCAAUGGGCGCUCUAGAAUUUCGACUGUUGCAUAAACAUAGCAAGUCCAAGGUCCAUGACAACUGUUCAUUUCUGAUCAAGUUACGCAUAAUUGGGCCGACCAUGGAUGUGCAACAACUCUUCAGAAAUCUUCAGAAAGAAGCAGAGUGUCCGUUGUGUUUAGAGACAGUUAACAAUCCCAAGACUUUGCCAUGUCUUCACUCAUUCUGCCUCGAGUGUCUCGACAAACAUGCAGGCUUCGCCAGAAGGCAGCUGCAGGCGACGAUCAAAUGUCCGGUUUGUCAGACAUCUUUUCAAAUCCCCGAAGGCGACUCGUUCAAGAAUUUGCCCACAUCUUAUCAUCUCAACCGAUUGGUGGAUGUUCUGGCUCUUAAAGAUAGCGGCACACAGGCCCAAAAAUGUGGCAGUUGUGAUGAGAACAACACUGCUUCCUCUUACUGUUUCGUGUGCCAGAACUUUCUAUGCACUCCUUGUUUUGAAGCUCACCAACGCUUGAAGGCCACAAGAGGUCAUCGUAAUGUUGUGAUAGAGAAAUUGCAAGCUCAAGAUGUGGAAGAUUUGAUCCACAGACCCGUCAUGUGUUCACAGCAAUAUCACGAAAAUCAACCGCUGGAAUUUUAUUGCGAAGAAUGCAAAGUUCCUAUUUGCCAAAAGUGCAGUGUAGUUAGCCAUAAUCGACACACCAUGACAGACACUCAGAAAGCCGCACAAGUACAAAAGAUGCAAAUGAUGGACGCUUUGGAGAAAGUGAAAGCGGAAACCGUUGUUUACGAGAAGAAAGUAAGAAAACAAACCGAGUUAAUGGACAAGAACAAGAAAGAAAUUAUGUCGUGCGAAAAGAAGAUGACAGAUUUAGUGGAAGAUUUGAUUCGCGAUUUGCGGGAACAUGCCCAGAGGGUCAUGAAAACCAAAUUCGCUGAAAUUUAUGAAGCGCAGCAAAAACAUCAAGCAACACAACUAGAAAACUUUGAGUUGGUUUUGACUCAACUGAAAAGUUGCGUUGAACGAGGUGAGAGUAUCGUACAAAUAAACAUCAUUGCUGAGAUUCUGCAAACAAACCAAGCUAUUGUCAAAAACUGUGACGAACUUCUAAAAGCCAGAAAACCUAAACUUUAUAAACCUUUACACGUUAAUUAUAUGGUUGAACAGAAAGUAAAGAUUUUGGAUCGCAUUGUUGUCAGUGACACAGAUCCUUCGCUGUCGUUCGCUGAAGUGGAAAGUCUGAAAGAUGUACGUGUAAAAACGGAAACAAAUUUUUCCAUUGUAACCCGAAAUUCGGAUGGGGAACAGUGUUAUCAUGAAGAGGACGUGAUUAAAGUCAACAUAUUAAAUCCCGCAGGUGAUCAACUGGAAACAGAGAUAAAAGACAGCACAGACGGCAAGUACACAGUAACAUACACACCACAGUGUGUUGGACAACAUAGAGUAGAGAUCCAAGUUAAUGGACAGCCGCUGACUGGUAGUCCCUGGGUUUUGCAGGUGAUUCCACAUCAGUAUCGAUUUGCGUUUAAAUUUGGAUCAAAAGGAAAAGAACAGGGACAGUUUAACUCGCCCGUGGGUGUUGCUCUGAAUAAUAAAAGUAGAAUUAUUGCUGUUGCUGAUUAUAACAAUAACAGAAUUGAGAUGUUUGGCUUUGAAGGGAAUUUUCUCCGAGAGAUUGGACUGAAGGGUGAGCCCUGUUCAUUGGCUUUUACCGAGUCAGGUGACCUCCUUGUCAGUGUUCUAUUUGACAGCAGAAUUUUUCUCUUUACUGAAAAUGGUCAGUUUAUCAGCUACAUCGGUGGUGAACAUGUAAAGGAUCCGUGGUACGUAUCUGUUUCCAGUGAUGGUCGCAUUAUCACAAGUGACUUUGGUGACAAGAGAAUCAAAGUUCUUACAGCUGAUGGGAAAAACUUACUUCCGUCGUUUAAAGCCCCAAAUUGCGAUACAGUGGUGCACUGUGUCGUUUAUCACCAGGACAAAUUCUUUGCCUCUUUUUUAUUUGGUGACCGUGUCAUGGUAUUUAACAACGCAGGGGAGUAUCUACAUGACAUUGGAAGCGAGGGAUCUGGUGACGGGCAGUUCUCGGAACCCAUUGGUCUCGUUAUUGACAAGUUUAACCAUUUGAUCGUUUGCGAUGCGGGAAACAGUAGACUGCAACUUUUCACCCUUGAUGGAAAGUAUAUCGCACAGAUAGCUGGGAGUUUUCUUGAGGGUGGCUACCCUCAUUUUGCUGUCAUCUCUAAUACUGGAAUUAUGUUUGUUUCUGAUAGUGACCGGCACUGUGCUCAUGUUUUCCAUUAA